AUGGCCGAGGGCACCUCCUACGGCAUCGUGCCCUUCAUGAACAGGAAGCAGCUUGCAGUGGUGUCCGCACUCGUGGGUGCCGGUGGAAACCUCGGGGCAGUGAUUGCAGGCUUCUGCUUCUACAAGCCGAUCCAGGAUGCCCUGCUGCCUUUCCAGGUCCAUGCGGGCUAUGUGAUGUUUUGGGCGCUGCUGAGCCCCUGCUACUACUGGUCCGAGAUGGGUGGAAUGUUCCACGGACCAGCACAGAGCAUCGAGAAGGGCAAGACCAGCGGCGACUACGGAGAGUCCGAGGCCACCACUGCAGCCUCUGAGAAUGCCAUGUGA
Symbiodinium sp. CCMP2456 is the source of this 324-nucleotide messenger RNA. The record is from the annotation of a GenBank genome assembly. Lineage: Eukaryota; Dinophyceae; Suessiales; Symbiodiniaceae.